Tachyglossus aculeatus (Australian echidna) is the source of this 1552-nucleotide messenger RNA. RefSeq names its product sphingomyelin phosphodiesterase acid like 3B (gene SMPDL3B). The record is from RefSeq and is a predicted model, not a curated record. Gene Ontology annotation, biological process: sphingomyelin catabolic process. The transcript has 8 exons. Lineage: Eukaryota; Metazoa; Chordata; Mammalia; Monotremata; Tachyglossidae. Gene Ontology annotation, molecular function: sphingomyelin phosphodiesterase activity. Bases 59 to 1423 code for a protein of 454 amino acids.
GACUACCCAGGAAUGCUGAAGAGCAGCUGCAGUGGGGGGAGGCUUGGCGGGGCGAGUCAUGGAUCUCCCGACCUUUCUGCUUUGGCUACUCGCCAGUGGGGCCUCCGGGGCCAGUCCAGGUCGGUUCUGGCACAUCUCUGACUUGCACCUGGACCCGGACUACCAAGUCUCCCAGGACCCACUCCAGGUGUGCCCGUCUGCGGGCUCCCAGCCGGUCCCCAACGCGGGCAAGUGGGGGAACUACCUGUGCGAUGCCCCCUGGGCCCUGCUCAACUCCUCCAUCCACGCCAUGCGGGACAUCCUGCCCCAGCCGGACUUCAUCCUCUGGACGGGCGAUGACACCCCUCACGUUCCUGACGAGAAACUGGGGGAAGAAGCCGUGCUGAAGAUAGUGGAAAACUUAACCAAUCUCAUCCGGGAGGUAUUUCCAGGGACCAAGGUCUACCCAGCUAUGGGAAACCACGACUUCCACCCAAAGAACCAGUUGCCCGCGGGCCCGAGCCGCAUCUACGACCGUGUGGCCGACCUGUGGCAGCCAUGGCUGCUGAAUGAAUCCAUCCCUUCAUUCAGAGCCGGUGCGUUCUACUCCGAGCGGCUGACUGGGCCGGGAGCCGCGGGGCGGAUGGUGGUCCUCAACACCAACCUGUACUACAACAAGAACCAGCAGACGGAGGGUCUGGGGGAUCCGGGGGACCAGUUCCGGUGGCUGGACGAGUUGCUGACCAACGCGUCGCGCCGCGGGGAGAAGGUGUUCAUUGCCGGUCACGUCCCCCCCGGUUACUUUGAGAAGAAGCGGAGCCAGGCCUGGUUCCGGGAGCCCUUCAGCCAGCGCUACGUGGAACUGGUCCGGAAGCACCACGGUGUCAUCGCCGGCCAGUUCUUUGGCCACCACCACACCGACAGCUUCCGGAUGUUUUACGACCUUGAAGGGGUCCCUAUCGGCGUGAUGUUUCUGACGCCUGGAGUCACUCCCUGGAAAACCACGCUGCCGGGCGUGGAUAACGGUGCCAACAAUCCCGCGAUCCGUGUGUGGGAAUACGACCGUGCCACCCUGCAGCUGCAGGACACAGUGACCUACUACUUCAACCUGACGCAGUCGGCCGCGGGGUCGCCGCCACGGUGGGAGGAGGAGUACCGUCUGACGCGGGCCUACCGGGUGCGGGACGCCUCUCCGCCCUCCAUGCAGACCGUGCUCGAGCGGAUCACCGACGACGACCAGCACCUGCAGUGCUACUACAGGUUCAACUCGGUCAGCUACGCUAUGACGCCCUGCGACGCCGGCUGCCGCGUUGACCACAUCUGUGCCAUCCGCGAGGUGGACCCUGCCCGCUACGAGGACUGCGUGGGGGUGGCCGGCGCGGCCUUCUCCCCGCCGGACUGGGCCCUGCUUCCCCUAGCCCUCCUGGUCAGCCUGCUGGUCUGAGCCCCGGCACCACCCUGGCCGCUCCACACCGACGGGCUACGGGUAGGCGAGACUGAAGGGCAGGGACCCGGGGUGCCAGGGAAGUCCUCGGGAUGGGACGCCCCUCAAUAAACAGAUGAGGAAAACGGG